AUGGUGAACCCUAUCCCUCAAGAAAUAAAUGAGAAUAAUGAAUUGUUGGAGAUAUCUAAAUUCCUUGAAAAGUAUUACCUUUCUACCAUGUAUGCUUUGGAGUUCAUUUUUGGCAUCAUUGGCAACAGCAUUGUCGUUUUUGGCUACAUCUUUUGCCUCAAAACCUGGAAAAGUGGCAAUAUCUACCUGUUCAACCUAACACUGUCAGAUUUUGCAUUCCUGUGCACACUUCCAUCAUUGGUGUCAACUUAUUCCGAAGGAAAAUGGUCAUAUAAUAUCACUUGGUGCAGAAUCAACAGGUUUCUCCUGCAUGGCAACCUAUAUAUAAGCAUCCUUUUCCUUACUUUUAUCAGUAUUGACAGAUACAUGCUUGUGAAGUAUCCCUUCAGAAACAACUUUCUACAGAAGAAAAGCAUGGCCAUUGUUUUCUCAAUGGCCAUAUGGGUCUUGGUGUUGUUGGAACUAGCACCCAUAUUUGUCUUCACCACAAUUGCCAAAACGAAUAACGCUAGCCAUUGUACAGAUUAUGCAAGUUCAGGAAAUGCACGCGACAGCCUAAUCUACAGCAUGUUUUUGACAGUAGCUGGGUUUCUCAUGCCCUUGUGCAUCAUGUGCGUUUUCUACAUGAAGAUCCAUGCCUUCCUUAAAAAGCGCAACUCACAGCUCACUACUGCCCCAUCAUUUGAGAAGCCUUUCACCUUAAUCCUCAUGGCUGUGGGCAUCUUUUCACUGCUCUUUACUCCCUACCACAUAAUGCGCAAUGUUAGGCUUGCCUUCCGAAUGGAACGUCAGAAGUUUUCUGCAGAGACACAGGAACUUAUCAAUAUUAUUUACAUUCUUACUAGGCCUGUUGCCUUUUUAAACAGCGUAAUUAACCCCGUCUUUUAUUUCUUAAUGGGAGAUCACUUCAGGGAGAUGCUGAUAAGUAAAGUAAGGCAUAUCUUUAAAAGGUUUACACCAUGUUGCAAUGAAUUUAAGCAUGGCUCUCAGACUGCCAGGAGGCCCUCAGAAGAAUAA
Messenger RNA from Elgaria multicarinata webbii, 1017 nucleotides. It is a transcript of the gene SUCNR1, whose product is annotated as succinate receptor 1. The coding region runs from base 1 to 1017 and encodes 338 amino acids. NCBI's taxonomy places the organism in Eukaryota, Metazoa, Chordata, Lepidosauria, Squamata, Anguidae. Gene Ontology annotation, biological process: G protein-coupled receptor signaling pathway. Gene Ontology annotation, cellular component: plasma membrane. Gene Ontology annotation, molecular function: G protein-coupled receptor activity. The transcript is spliced from 2 exons. The record is from RefSeq and is a predicted model, not a curated record.